Messenger RNA from Yamadazyma tenuis ATCC 10573, 2888 nucleotides. The record is from RefSeq and is a predicted model, not a curated record. NCBI's taxonomy places the organism in Eukaryota, Fungi, Ascomycota, Pichiomycetes, Serinales, Debaryomycetaceae.
CUCACACAACAACCCAAACCUCAGUUGUAAUCAAUCACCAAGCACCGCUAAUACGAAGUGAUCAUGACAGCUGGUGAUGAUAAGAAGGCAUCUGUGCCUCUGUCAUCUACGCCCAUCUCCAUCAAGAGCGAGAAACGCGGCAAAACCGAUUCUGGGGAUGUCCUGUUUUCAGUGGAGGAUAUCCUUCCCGGGUGCAAGGUUUUUGUGGAAAAGGACGGCGAGUAUAGACUAGCGGAAAUUUUGCAACAGCAUCAGAAAAAGGGUCGUAUUGUGUACUACGUGCACUAUCAGGAGUUCAAUAAAAGAUUGGAUGAGUGGAUUGAAACUAGCCGUAUCGACUACACCAAAGCCAUCAUCGCACCAGAAGUGAAAGUGGACGAGAAGAAGGAGUCGAAACUGAAACUGAAGAAAACAAAGCUGAAGAACUCCAAGAAACAAGCAUCUCAAACUCCUCAGCCUGGUAAAGAGAAGGAUUCUGGCUCCUCCACUCCGGUAAUUAAGAACGAUGAUGAGUUGGACUUGGCUGACUUGAAUGUCCAAGGGAUCAAAAGACCUGGCGAAGAGUUGAGCAGGGAAGAUGAGAUCAAGAAGCUUCGAACCAGUGGGUCAAUGACGCAGAACCACUCGGAGGUAUCCAGAGUCAGGAACUUGAGCUCGAUUAUCUUUGGUGAACACAUUAUCGAACCUUGGUACUUUUCACCCUAUCCGGUGGAAUUAACAGAGGAAGACGAGAUAUUUGUAUGUGACUUUACUUUAUCGUAUUUCGGGACGAAAAAACAGUUUGAAAGAUUCAGAUCCAAGUGUUCGAUGAAACAUCCCCCGGGAAAUGAGAUAUACCGAGACUCCAAGGUGAGUUUCUGGGAAAUCGACGGAAGAAGACAACGGACGUGGUGCAGAAACUUGUGUUUGCUCUGUAAGUUGUUCUUGGAUCACAAGACGCUCUACUACGAUGUGGACCCAUUUCUCUUCUACGUGAUGACCAUUAAGUCCGAAGAAGGACACCAUCUUGUGGGCUUCUUCUCGAAAGAAAAGGAAUGUGCCGAUAACUAUAAUGUUGCAUGUAUCUUGACACUUCCGUGCUACCAAAAGAGAGGUUUUGGGAAGCUUCUCAUUCAGUUCUCAUACAUGUUGUCAAACGUAGAGAACAAAAUCGGCUCUCCUGAAAAGCCCUUAUCUGAUUUGGGAUUAUUGUCUUAUAGAGCUUACUGGACUGAUACGUUGGUGAAGCUUCUUGUGGAGAAGAAUGAUCCGGCCCUAGCCAAGAAGAACAAUCCUUUGGUUGAUGAUGAUGAUGAGGACGUAAGACCUUUCAACAACGCGAACUCAAGUGAAAUCACCAUUGAAGAAAUCUCCUCUUCCACCUGCAUGACGACCACCGACAUUCUUCACACUUUGACGACGCUACAGGUGUUGAGGUACUACAAGGGCCAGCACAUCAUUGUAAUAACCGAUCAGAUUAUGAUAUUGUAUGAGAAGUUAGUGAAAAAGGUGAAGGAGAACAAGAAGCAUGAGUUAGAUCCAAGAAAACUCGAGUGGACACCUCCUUCGUUCACCGCUAACCAAUUGCGGUUUGGAUGGUAACCUAACCAUGGAGGUAUGGACUGUUAAUGAUAAUGAGGUUCAUGGGUGUAUUUGCACAGGUGUGUAAUUGGUGUGCUAAGAAGUACUAUUAUGACGAGUGAUUACCACUAUAAUGAGUGUAUUUAUCUAAUAUACAUGAGUAAGCAAUCUUCCUAUUGCGUCUCCUCUCCCCAAAUCUUCACCGAAUGGUCACUCUCUCCUGUGACCAACCGAAGACCCAGUAGGUCAAACGACGAGCAGAAUAUCGACGAUUCAGUCGAUCCCGGUGACGGAAUCGUCUUACUCGAUUGAAGCAACUCUCCCGAAACAUAGUCAAAAAUCUCAAACUGCCCGUUGUCAUACCCAGCAAAAAGAUUAUUGUUUGUGUGAUUGACAGCCAUCGUAUUAAUGAUAUUCUUAUCGGUACUGUUAAACUCGUUCAAAAGCUCUCCUUGAGGAAAGAGCCACUGCUUGAUGUUCCCCAGUGAAUCUCCAGAACAAAAUGUCAGCUCUGCCGGAUGCUCAACCAUCAGCCGAAUACUCUUCGAGUGGUGUGUCAACGUCAACUCAGUGGUCUGCUUACGAAUAUCCCAAAGUCGUAUCGUCCCAUCCAUCGAGCUGGAAAUCAACUGCGGGUCCACUUCACUGGCAAUAAGCGAUGAGAUGUCGCUUUUAUGGCCCGUCAAGGUCAUGACCUCCGCCCGGGACCGUAUAUCCCACACUCGCACCGUCUGGUCACGUCCGCCCGUGAACAAUAGGUCGAGCUGGGGGUGGAGGGCCAUAGUGUAGAUGCCUCCUAGGUGUCCGUGAUAGUUUCUGAUUUCGCAGCCCAGUACAGAGUUGGAUCUUUCCAAGUCAAAACACUUGACUUCCUUGUCCUCUGACCCCGAAAAUAAGUAUGGAAACUUUUUAGAUACUACUAGUGCCCGCACCGCCAUUAUAUGGCCUGUUAUGAUGGCUUUGCAGCUCAGAUUCGCCAAGUCCCAUACUUUGAUGGUUGCAUCGGUACCACCGGUAACAAACCACUGAUUGGUGACUGGAUCCACAGUAAGGGACCUCACCCACCCUGUAUGGGCACCUGCUAUCACUCGGAGAAGUUUCCAGUUCGUGGUGGUGGUUGAGUGUGAGUUGUUGGUGAUAGUUUGCAGUUGGGGUUCUGGGGAAGGAGAUGAGUCUAGCUCCAGUUGUAACGGGAGGUUUUCGUCCACAUUUCGAAGCAUAUAAUCCAACUUGUUGUUAGUAUAGAGUGCUGUGCUGAGAGUAUCGGGAGGGGGCACUAACUGAUCGUCCACAUCUAUAAGCUCAUCGAAUGCCAACAUGAUGGAUAC